Messenger RNA from Microplitis mediator, 1236 nucleotides. RefSeq lists its product as uncharacterized. NCBI's taxonomy places the organism in Eukaryota, Metazoa, Arthropoda, Insecta, Hymenoptera, Braconidae. The record is from RefSeq and is a predicted model, not a curated record. The coding region runs from base 1 to 1236 and encodes 411 amino acids. The transcript has a single exon.
AUGUUUGCCGGCGUGGACGUUAAACAACUGUUGGCAAAUAAUCCACCAAGAAUUGUUAUCACUCAAUCGGAACAAGGUGUAGAAGCCCUGAACCAACAGCAAACAACAUCCUCGGUCUCGAUUAAGGCCGUCAAAAAAACCAAAGCACACCUUAAUAACAGAGAUCGAGCAGGAUCUGAAAGUGACAUCAGAGAUUAUCUGAAGCGUAAAAGGGAUACAGAAAAGGACCUAGACACUUCCUGGUCAGACUCGGAGUUUAAUUAUCAGCCAUACAAAAAGGUGGACAGCUCUAACAACACCAUCGAAACAGAUAAGAUAAGUACUGCUCAAAUUAGCCACAUUGAUCCCUCAACUGCCCUACAUCCUACUGUUACAGAUCAGAAUAACGCAAUAAAUAUGGAUGAUGAUAUGAUAAAAAUACUUCAUUCCUUAACUGCACAAAUCAGCUUGAUGAGGACAGAAGCAACAACCAACGUCAAUAAGCUCCAAACCCAAAUCUUAGACUCUCAGAGGACCAAUGCUGAAGCUAUCUUGGAGGUUAAAAAUGAGAUUAAAAAAGUCGAAUCCUCAUGGAAUAUAAAGUGGUUAGAAACCCAAAAGAAACAAUCAGAGCUCGAGACCGAAAUUGCAACACUAAAAGAGCAGCUGAAAAAUAAAACUACUGAAGCAGGAAAUUUUGCGGAUAAAAAGACAAAUGAAUUACUGAUUCUUGCUGAUAAAAAACUAAAGAAGAUGGAACAAUUAAUAUAUGAUCAAGAAAAACAAGUCAAAAAAUUGAAUAUUAUUAUUAAGAACCAUGACUGGGAACCCACCCAGGCCCAAGAGAAAACCAAAAAAUUUCUCGAGGAGAAGUUUAAUACUAGGGAAGAAAUAGUCAAUAUACAACCUGUAGAUAAGGCAGGAAAGAUGAUACGCGUCAAAUUUAGCACCCAGAAAGUCAAAGAGAAAAUAAUGACUGACAAAGCUACGGUACUGAAAGGAAACAAGAUUUCCAUCGUCAGGGACCUCACAUCGCGAGAAUUGGAGCAAAGAUCGAAUCUCAUUCAAAUGGCGAAAGAAAAAACUGAACAAGGCCAGAAAGCGGAGAUAAGAGGUAACAAAAUAAAAGUUGGUGAUACUUGGUAUUAUUGGGACCGUAAUCUGAACACCUUAAAAACAGCUAAAACAGCUAAUCCGCUGAAACGAUGGGGCAUACCCAAUAAUCAAUCACCUAGUAAACGAAAUUCAAAAAACUAA